AUGGUUUUGAAGCACAACAAUCAAUUGCCCAACCAACAUUUCCGUAAGCAAUGGCAACGCCGUGUCAAGACUUGGUUUGACCAAGCUGGUCGCAAGAAGGCCCGUAGAGUUGCUCGUGUCCAAAAGGCUACUCGUGUUGCUCCUCGUCCUGUUGAUGGUCUUCUCCGUCCUGCUGUUCGUUGCCCUACUCUUCGUUACAACAUGAAGUUACGAUCUGGUCGUGGUUUCACUCUCGAAGAAAUCAAGGAAGCUGGCCUUACUGCCAAGUAUGCUCGUACCGUUGGUAUUGCUGUUGAUCACCGUCGCCGUAACCGAUCCCAAGAAUCUCUUGAAUUGAACGUUCAACGCUUGAAGGCUUACCAAGCUAAGCUUAUCAUCUUCCCUCGUAAGGCUGGUAGCCCCAAGAAGGGUGAUUCUGAAGCUGCUGAAGUUGCUUCUGCUGUCCAAUUCAAGGGUGCUCUCUUCCCCGUUCAACAAGUUGCUGCUGCUCCUGAAGCUCGUGCCAUCACUGCUGAAGAAAAGGCUGGUAAUGCUUACAUGAAGCUCCGUUAUGCUCGUUCCGAAAAGCGUACUCUUGGUGCUCGUGAAAAGCGUGCUCGUGACAAGGCUGAAGAAGAAGCUAACAAGAAGAAAUAA
Messenger RNA from Halteromyces radiatus, 636 nucleotides. RefSeq names its product ribosomal protein L13e. The record is from RefSeq and is a predicted model, not a curated record. Bases 1 to 636 code for a protein of 211 amino acids. Gene Ontology annotation, molecular function: RNA binding; structural constituent of ribosome. Gene Ontology annotation, biological process: translation. Gene Ontology annotation, cellular component: ribosome; cytosolic large ribosomal subunit. NCBI's taxonomy places the organism in Eukaryota, Fungi, Mucoromycota, Mucoromycetes, Mucorales, Cunninghamellaceae. The transcript has 4 exons.